Leptosia nina is the source of this 1197-nucleotide messenger RNA. Lineage: Eukaryota; Metazoa; Arthropoda; Insecta; Lepidoptera; Pieridae. The record is from the annotation of a GenBank genome assembly.
AUGAAGGUGCUGAUAAUCUGUCUGGCCUUAGUGGCUGCGAGCCUCGCUAUGCCCGUCGCGGAAGAGAAACAAGAAACUCCAGUCACACAAGCAGCCGUGGCGGAAGUUAAAUCUGGAGAGGACAAAGUUCAGAACGAUGCACAACCAGCUCCGGAAGAAAAGAAAGCCGACCCCGAACCUGCAAAAGAGGAGAGCAAACCAGCCGAAGUAGAAGCCAAAAACGCAGCCGCACCUAUUGAGGCAGCUGUAGAUCCUCAACCAGAAAUAAAGGAAGAAGCAAAAGAAGAAGUCAAGAAGGAAGAAAUUCCAGAAGUAAAAUCUGCAGAGCCUGUUAAAGAAGCCGAACAGAAAACAGAAGAAGCACAGCCAGAAGAAGCUAAACCAGAACAAAAAAGUGAGACCCCCGAAGUAAAACCUGAAGUGGCAUCAAAUCCAGAAGAAUCUCAAGCAAAAGUGGAAGAAGUUAAAGAACCGGCUGUUAAGGCCGCAGUUGCUGAAGGUUUCGAUGUAGUAAGCGCAGUUAAAAGUCCUGCAGCUGUUGCCGAUGAUAUCGUAGAUGCCGCUGCCAUUAACCCCAUUUCUGAAUCACAGCCAGCCGUAGCCCCUAAAAUUUCUGAGCCCGAAGAGAAGAAAGAUGAGAAACCAGCUCCUGAAUCACCUGCCGCUAAAAGCGGAGACGUCGCAGAAAGCGCACCAGCUGAACCUAAAGCCGAGGAAAAGAAAGAAGAACCUUCAGAAAAGUCAUCUGCUCCCGUUUCCCCCGUUGAACCAAAGUCCGGAGACGCUGGUGUAGUCGCCGAUGAAUCACAACGCGUUGUUCGCGAUGCCGCAGAUGAAGCUAAGCCCGAAGUACCGGCAGCAGAAACAAAAUCAGCAGACGUUCCCGUUCCCGAGGAAAAACCCGCAGUGCCAGAAGUAGCUGUUAAAGCGGCAGAGCCAAUUGUAGAAUCGAAGGACGAGAGCCAGAAAGUUGAAGAGAAGAAAGAAGAUGCUCCACAAGUCAAGGCAGCUGACGCACCCGUAGAACCAGCGGAGUCUAGCGAUGCGAAGCCGCAAGUGAAAGAGGGUGACUUACCCCUAGGCGACGGACCAGCUAAGAGCUCCGAGGAGAGUGCAGAAAGCGGCGAGAGCAAGGAGAAAGAUUCAGCGGAGGAGAGCGGCGAGAAAACUGAAAAGUCCAGCGCUACCUCCUCUUAG